AUAAUUUGGCAUUGCAUAAACCCUAGUACACUUCAGGUUUUCAGCUUUGCGAGUGUUACCUCUUCUUUCUCCUCCUUAGAACACAGCAAUGGCGGCGAAGAAGCAGCAAGAAGAAGUAGACAUCAAAAAGAGAAAGCGAACCAACACUGAAACUCCUUCUUCUAAUCCGAAGAAGAAAUCCACCACCAAGUUCGUUCCUUCAAAGAAGCCUAAACCUCACUCCGAUGAUAAAGAUAAGAACAAAGCUCCCCUUAACGCCCGUGAACGUCGUCACCAUGCUAAGGAACUCACUGAUGCUAGAAAACAGAAGAGAAGACGCCACUACACUCUUGAACAAGAGCUUGCACGUCUAUGGGAAAAGAUGAGACGUCACGAGAUUGCUAAAGAAGACAGAUCCAAGCUGGUAACAGAAGCUCUAACAAAAAUGAAGGGGAAGAUUCAUGAGAUUGCAGGGUCUCACAUUACUUCUCGUGUUCUUCAGACUUGUGUCAAACAUUGUUCACAAGCUGAAAGGGAUCAAGUAUUUGAAGAGCUUCGUCCGCAUUUUCUAAAUCUAGCCUACAGCGCAUAUGCUGUUCACUUGGUAAAGAAGAUGCUUGACAAUGCCUCGAAGAAACAACUGGCAGGCUUUAUCUCCACUCUUCGUGGUCAUGUUGCUCCUCUUCUUCGCCACAUGGUUGGAUCAGUUGUUGUUGAGCAUGCAUACGACUUAGCCAGUGCUGCACAAAAGCAAGAGCUACUUUUGGAAUUAUAUUCCACAGAGCUUCAGUUGUUUAAGGACCUAGUCCCAGCGAAGGAAACCAGAUUACUAGAUGUAAUGUCCAAGUUGGGUCUACAAAAAGGCUCAGUUUCACGUCAUAUGUCGAAAGUGAUUCAGCCAAUUUUAGAGAAAGGGAUAGUUGACCACUCUAUCCUACACAGAGUCUUGUUGGAAUACUUUAGCAUUGCUGAUAAGACCUCUGUUGCAGAGAUAAUUCAACAGUUAUCAAGUCCACUACUUAUCAGAAUGAUUGGUACAAAGGAUGGUGCCAAAAUUGGAAUUCUUUGUGUGAAAUAUGGGAAUGCCAAGGAAAGAAAGAAGAUUAUCAAAGGAUUGAAAGGGCACAUAGGGAAAACAGCUUAUCAUCAAUAUGGGUGUAUGGUGCUGGUUUCCAUCCUUUCAGUUGUCGACGACACAAAACUGAUAACAAAGGUUAUCAUUCGCGAGCUUCAAUCAAUUCUGAAGGAGCUUGUUUUGGACAAGAAUGGAAGACGUCCUUUACUCCAAUUACUACACCCCAACUGUUCACGCUAUUUCAGUCCUGAUGAACUUGCUUCUAUGAAUUCAUCUAUACCUUCUCUGUCUCUCAAGGAUCAGUCAGAAGCAAGCUCUCAGACAGAAACUUCCAAGGUUUCAAUUGGCAACGAUGAUUCCAUGGAAGACAGCGAAGUGAAAGUGCCCGAAGUUAAUGAAGAUAAAACUUCUGUGGAUGAUACUGACCUAGCUGAGAGUGGAAAGAAAGACCCAUUGGUCAGAAGGCAGGAGCUAUUGAUCAACAGUGGAUUUGCAGAGAGUCUUCUUGAUAUAUGUAUUGAGAAUGUAGGAGAACUGAUACGGUCAAAUUUUGGCAAAGAGGUCAUAUACGAGGUUGCGACUGGGGGAUCUGAGGGCAUAUUGCAUCCAACUUUGGAUGAUAAGAUUAAUUCUCUCCACAAAGCGAUAGCAUCUCUUGCAGCAGUGCCUAAGUCAGAAGAUUCACAAGAGGAGCACGUCCUUGAAAAUUUCUUUUCAAAUCGGACCAUUAGAAAACUAAUCUUGGACUGCCCUGACUUUGCUUCCAUCUUAUGGAAGGAAGCUUUAAAAGGGAAAUGUGAAUUAUGGGCCCAUGGUCACAGCUGUAAGGUUAUCACUGCAUUUUUGGAAUCAACAGAUUCAAAGGUACAGAAGCUUGCAAAAAAAGAGUUGCAGCCUUUAAUUGAUAAUGGAGUUCUCAAGAACCCACAGGCCAAAGAACAAGCAAGCCAGUGAUUUUAAUUUAUGCUGCAUGGAGAAAGAAACUAUAUCUUCAGAUGGAGAGAAUUGACGCGCAAUAUAGUAGCCAAUGCACCCCUAUAUCAUUUUUCGGGUGCCUGUAAUGGGUUUCUAUUCUGGAUUUGUUGAAAGAAAGAGUUAAAAGGCAUAAAACUAGUGUUAUUGAGAAAUCUACUUUUGAUGUAAUUUUGAUAACCUUUAAAAAACUUAAAAAAUUACAUAGACAUCACCUGAAGUAGUGAUCAAAUUUUGUCCAUUUUUAAUUACAUUGAUUUUACGGUUACUGUAACAAGGAAUCCUACACACCCACCUAUUGUAUCUUUGUAGCCUUACGGUGUUUGGCUGUUCUGUUUAUUUUUAAUCAUUGUUGCUUCUUCCUGUGAUUGGAGGUUCGAACACAGGUUCGAACAUAGUCACGUGUAUCAUGACAAGUUCUAAAUGAUAGGUACUUCAUUUUGUAUCA
Messenger RNA from Medicago truncatula (barrel medic), 2474 nucleotides. RefSeq names its product pumilio homolog 24. Gene Ontology annotation, biological process: regulation of translation. Gene Ontology annotation, cellular component: nucleolus. NCBI's taxonomy places the organism in Eukaryota, Viridiplantae, Streptophyta, Magnoliopsida, Fabales, Fabaceae. The record is from RefSeq and is a predicted model, not a curated record. The coding region runs from base 89 to 2008 and encodes 639 amino acids. The transcript has 17 exons. Gene Ontology annotation, molecular function: mRNA binding.